UAUCAUUACGCGAGGCAAGCGUCGGUCUAUCAAGAGGUGUCUGCGUAUGUGUUUUCAUUGCAUCUUCGUUUGUGGUGAGUGAAUUGGUCGCGCGUUCGCAUUAGAGCGAUUUUGUCGCCUCAGGCAGCUGAAGUCGCCGUGUCUGCAACGUCAACACAACCUGAAAUCCUUCGAGCGCCGUAGAAUGCAGCGAACUCUCCGGGACAUGCGAAACUGCUCACUGUAAGCUCGCGCUUCACGUGCGCUGCGCAGAAGAGGUAUUCUGUGAUCUACAGUGUGGCUAUGCUCGGCAGUUCACUGUGAUCGGAGCCGCCUAAACUGCCCGUCUAAGCCGCUGCCGCAUGCCCUGUGCAAGCGUUUGAACUGUUGCAACGGUGUCUACCUUUAAGUUAUGCGUCUCCGUUGAAGAAAUAGCUGUGCAGUCUCGAAGCCCUUCAAAAUGAUAUCGAUUUUACCCUUCACACCCCCGGUUGUUAAGCGGUUGUUAGGCUGGAAGAAAGGUGAAGGAGAAGACAAAUGGAGCGAGAAAGCCGUCAAAAGUUUGGUGAAGAAGCUGAAGAAAUCUGGAGGAAUGGACGAACUUGAGAAGGCGAUUUCGACUCAAGAUGCUCACACUGCAUGCAUCACGAUUCCCAGUGGGGGGGUGGCCGUGGGCAGGUCGCUGGACGGCCGGCUGCAGGUGUCUCAUCGCAAGGGGCUGCCGCACGUCAUCUACUGCCGCCUGUGGCGCUGGCCCGACCUGCAGAGCCACCACGAGCUGCGCGCCACCGAUCACUGUCAGUAUGCCUUCCACCUCAAGAAGGACGAAGUCUGCGUCAACCCAUACCACUACCAGCGAGUAGAGACACCCGCAUUGCCGCCUAUCCUUGUGCCGAGGCAGACAGGUGACUUACCUACAGAGCUGCCCAGCUUGGAUGAUUAUGCCAACUCGGUGCCUGACAACACUGAUUUUCCGUCGAGCCUAGACGUCCAGGCUUUUCCUCUCACAGAAACACCUCCGCCGGGUUACAUGAGCGAAGACGGAGAAACCACUGAUCAAAAUGGCGCUGACAGCAUGGAUACGGUACUCCUCUCUUCACCCAGCCCUUCACCAGAAGUGCAGCCGGUGACGUACACGGAGCCGGCUUUCUGGUGCUCCAUCUCGUACUACGAGCUCAACACGCGGGUUGGGGAGACGUUCCACGCUUCACAGCCCUCCCUCACCGUUGACGGCUUCACAGACCCCUCGAGCUCGGAACGGUUCUGCCUCGGUCUCCUGUCCAACGUCAACCGCAACUCGGUCGUUGAACAGACCCGCAAACACAUUGGGCGUGGCGUGCGCUUGUACUACAUUGGUGGUGAAGUGUUUGCAGAGUGCCUGAGCGACAGCAGCAUCUUUGUGCAAAGCCCCAACUGCAACCAGCGGUACGGAUGGCACCCUGCUACGGUGUGCAAGAUACCUCCAGGCUGCAACCUGAAGAUCUUCAACAACCAGGAGUUUGCGGCCCUGCUGACAACGUCGGUGUCUCGGGGCUUCGAGGCGGUGUACCAGCUCACACGCAUGUGUACCAUCCGCAUGAGCUUUGUGAAGGGCUGGGGUGCCGAGUACCGGCGUCAGACAGUCACCUCCACCCCAUGCUGGGUCGAGCUUCACCUCAACGGCCCCCUGCAGUGGCUCGACCGUGUCCUCACCCAAAUGGGGUCGCCCCGGAUGCCCUGCAGUUCCAUGUCGUGAACUCCUCCUGUCGCCUCUUCCCGACGUAGCGGUUAGCGGUUGGCGGUCAUCAAAAUGAGUGACGAAGCGGGCUUUCGCUGCAAAAAAUGUCGGCGCACUUUGUUCAGCAGCAGCCACAUGGUUUCAGCCCACGGUGAUCCGUGGUCGGGUCAUGUGGCCUUUUCAUGCCCACUCAAC
Messenger RNA from Dermacentor albipictus, 1891 nucleotides. Its product is annotated as mothers against decapentaplegic homolog 3-like. Gene Ontology annotation, cellular component: heteromeric SMAD protein complex. Gene Ontology annotation, biological process: anatomical structure morphogenesis; SMAD protein signal transduction; transforming growth factor beta receptor signaling pathway. NCBI's taxonomy places the organism in Eukaryota, Metazoa, Arthropoda, Arachnida, Ixodida, Ixodidae. The record is from RefSeq and is a predicted model, not a curated record. Gene Ontology annotation, molecular function: DNA-binding transcription factor activity, RNA polymerase II-specific; I-SMAD binding; RNA polymerase II cis-regulatory region sequence-specific DNA binding.